UCCUGUACGUGACCGGAAACUUGCAUACGAAGCACAAGAAAGAGACCGGUUUAGAGUAGCAUUUAGUAGCAUUUACCAGCGACAUACAAACAACUUCCAGCUGAUUUGUAAAUCAUUUAUUUUCCAUUUUUUGUGAGUCUAGUAUCUUAUCUGUUCGGAGAAUGGGUAGGAGCAGGAGUCGAACUCCUCCAAGACGAGAAAGAAGACGUUCCCGCUCAACUUCUAGAGAGCGUGAGCGAAGACGAAGGGAGCGGGAUCGCUCUCGCUCUCGAGAUCGGGACCGGGACCGUCGCAGGAGUCGCUCACGGUCUCCUCACAGGAGACGCUCAAGGUCUCCCCGACGUCAUCGAUCCUCCUCCCUCUCUCCUUCGAGACAAAAGGAGAGACGAGAUGAUGAGCGCAAAGACUCAAAGGAAAAGACGGCAAAGCCCAUUCAGAUCUCAGCGGAGGACAUGCAGGGCAAAACGGAGGAGGAGAUUGAGAUGAUGAAGCUUAUGGGAUUUGGUUCCUUUGAUACCAGCAAGGUGAGAGUUGUUCUAUGUGUUAUGCAGCCACAAGGGGGUGCAGUUUAUUUCUAAUAAAGUUCACAACACACACACACACACACACACACACACACACACACACACACACACACACACAGAAUCUCUCUCUCUCUCUCUUUCUCUCUGCUCACAGCUAAACUAAAGCAGUUUUCUCUCCCUCACCUUGCCUUCAUAGCUAUUUAUUGUUUUAGCAGAAAUAUACACCUUUUAAUGUAAAUAGUUUACAGAAAGAUGUGUCUAUCAGCAGAUGUAUUUAUUAGAUAAAUCUAUAGAUGAAUAUACAAAAAAAAUCUAUUUAAUUAGUUAUAGCUUAUGUUCUUCUCGUGAGGUUUAUUGAGAGUUUCCUAUAUGUAGUUUGUUUGCACAGCCUAGUCAAUCCAUAAAAUAUUGAGAAAUGUCUCUUUGUGCCUCGAGGCUUUAGUGUCUGUCUGAAUUCAGCACGGUGCUCCUAGGAAGUGAUUUCUCUGUGGCUGAUUCUGAUUUUUCUUUUAGCCAUUUUCAAAGCCCAUAAGAGAAGGAUAAUGGGACAAAAAAUACUGAACAACUUAAAAAAGAAAAUGAUUAGAAAGUAGAAAACGCGAGAGGAGCAGGUGUCCGGGUAGAGCGCAAUGGCGUUGCCGGUUCACCUCCCAUCACCCCUUUCCCUCCCCCCACGCCUGUGCCUCAGACAAAAUGGCUCUUGAGCCUUGUGAGAUUUUUUUUUUCUUCUUCUUCUUUUUACCCCUCCUCUUCCUCCUCCUCCUCCUCCUCUUCGCGUGUGGUUCCCAGUCAUCACGGGCAGGGACAGGAGGCAGAUCUGUUGUCGUUUCUUCUGAAUGUACGCGUUAUCAACCCCUGCAGUCGUAGCAGCACGGUGCCAAAAGAAGCUCCCUGCGUGUUGUGCAUGCGCCACUUGCAGAUCUCAGUUUAAAGCAUGACGAUGGUACGCCAAAAAAACCAAAAACACAAAAAAAGGAAAAAAAAAAAAGGAAAGCAGAAAAAUAGAUAUGAGAUUGUUUAGUCGUUGAGUGUCGAACGCUGCUUAUUUUUGUCCAAACGGAGAGGGACUGUGCAGCCACGCUAACCAAGUGGGGGUUGGGGGGGUGGGGGUAUUGAAAAGUAGGUGUGAGUGGGCAGGUGUGUUCACUGAAAUGCCAUCUGUCGGUGCAUACGUGUGUACAGUAUGUGAGCAUGUGUGUGAGUUUACUGCAUUAUUGUCUUCAGAGAUAUAUUUUUUGGGGCAGUAGAGGGCGGGUGAUUUUAAAAACAUUGUAAAUCCAUGUUUCUGUUUAUUUGUUUUAUUUGAAGAAGAGCAUUAAUGUCUUUCUGUGGUAGCCACCAUUUUUUUUUCUCUCCUCCCCAUCCAUCGCCUCAUUUCUGUCUUCCACUAAUCUCUGUGUGCGUGCGUGUGUGUGUGUGUGUGUGUAUUUGUGCCAUGCAACCAUGUGUGAGCAAUACACCCUCCUCCACGUGCUGCGUUGGCAUCAGUGGUUCAGGCAAAGUGUGUGUGUGUGUGUGUGUGUGUGUGUGUGUGUGUGUGUGUGUGUGUGUGUGUGUAGCGGGGCAGUGUACUGUAUGUGUCAGUGAUCACAUCACACCCCUCUCACUUCCAGUACAAAGACCCUGGUGCUCUCAGCAUCUGCCUUAAGAAGCAGGUGUGGAAUCUCUCAAAGAACAAGACUACAGUCAGACCAGUUGUUUAAGCUACAGCUUUCCACAUCAGGGGAAAACUCAGUUCAUGUGUAUAUUUGGCUUUUCUUUUCUUUUCUUUUUUUGCACACUUUUAUCCCUGCGUACAAAGCGGCUCAAAACGGACACACCUGUUACGGCCUAACAGACGCAUACGAUGUGUUUACGACAACAGCGACGUGCAUCACAAAGGUCGUUCCCUUCUUUUCUUCAUCGUGACGGGUCUCAGGCGUGGUGCUCUCAUCGCAUUAGACACAAAACACACAAGACAACACCCCCUCGCCACGGCUCCAUUGAACAUCGUCGUCACCUCCUGCCUUUCUUCUCAGAAAGGUCAAACGUCUGUUUGCUGAAUAAUAACGUUAAGGUGAACGUUUUGUGCACUUAACUUUUUAAGAAAUUGGAGAAUUUGGACACUGUCUUCUAAAGAAAUCUCUUCAAAUAUAAGAGAGGGGAGAAACAGCCCCCCUUUGACAAUGAAUUGUUGAGCAGCAAUUUAUAUUUGCCAGUGAUAUUAAAAUGAAUUAAACAUUUGAAACCCUUGUUUACCUACCUA
Molecule: messenger RNA, 2769 nt
Organism: Oreochromis niloticus (Nile tilapia)
Lineage: Eukaryota; Metazoa; Chordata; Actinopteri; Cichliformes; Cichlidae
Gene: snrnp27
Product: small nuclear ribonucleoprotein 27 (U4/U6.U5)
Exons: 5
Coding region: 162-578 (138 amino acids)
Biological process (GO): RNA splicing
Cellular component (GO): precatalytic spliceosome
Source: RefSeq, a predicted model, not a curated record